Molecule: messenger RNA, 1248 nt
Organism: Fragaria vesca subsp. vesca
Lineage: Eukaryota; Viridiplantae; Streptophyta; Magnoliopsida; Rosales; Rosaceae
Exons: 4
Coding region: 349-945 (198 amino acids)
Source: RefSeq, a predicted model, not a curated record
GAAAUUCUUGCUUGGUUCUUUAGUUUCUGUGUUCAAAAUUCGAGAUGGUUUUGCGGGAAAUUGAGCUUCUGAUUCAUUAUUGGUUGUUUGAGAUUGUUUGCUUUGAUGAGCAUUCCGAGUUCUUUUGUUUUAGGUGACACCAAUUUUUCGUUUUUUUUUAAUUCGAUUUUCGAAGAUUGAAACACAUUGUGGGUUAGGAUUGAUAUUAGAGGUUUAGAAGGAUCAGUAGAACAGGACAAGAGUGUUAGUACAUUUUUUGUGUGUGUAGAAUUGUGGAUUUUUCGAGUUGGGUUUAGCAAUUGGAGUGGUUCUGUGGUGUUUGUUAGUGUGAUUGUGUAGUGUGUCACUAUGUCGGGUAGCACAACACCAACUGGUGGAUAUAUGAGGCAGAGGCAUAGCCAGGGCUAUGCGUCGAGUGGUGAUGAUCUUGAGGAUGAUGCGUGCUCUAUGAUGCAUAGCUCGUCAGGUUCGAGUCCUAGGGUUUGGUCAAAGAGAGAGAUUGCGGAGAAUGUGAUUUGGCUUGUCUCGGCAGCAGGCAUUAUGUACUUGGGUGAUUCAAAGUCCAACUUGAUAUUUCUCUUGUGGCAUGAUGACCGAAUAAGAAGAUUGCCGUUGUACAUUGGGAUGGUGGGCGUGGUUUUGAAUAUAAUCAUCUUCUGUUACACAAGUAUAUCAGCAUGGAGUGUUGGGCGAUUUGAUGAAAAAUGGGAGUUAGCAAGUAUAUCUGCUCUGCCAUAUGUGACUCUACUUGGUGCCAUUUCCUUUUGCCUGUUCUGCUUUGCUCUGUGGCCAAUAUGGGGAUUCUUAACCCUUCCUCUUUUGUUCACGCUGUUUAUGGCAGGCAUGGUUAUAUUUCCAUACAUCAUAAUUGGGAUAUUUAGGAAACAACAUGAUGCGCUGCGUACAGAUAAUGCCUCCUCAGAUUUUAGUGAUAAACUAUACUGACCUAGAUCAAGAGCUGCUAACUCAACCAUGGACAGACUGUCACAUCAGUAGUGGAGCGAUUAUUGUCUUCCAAUCAGUCAGGUUUCGAUUUUACAUACACAUUCUUUUGAUACACUUGAUAGUACCACAGAGUUCUUUACAAACCUGGAGUGGACUGGUUGGGAUGUAGUUUUGGAUGUUGAUGCCAGUGAGCAUUAGUUGUGUAAAAAUGUUGAGUUUUCUGGAUAGGAAUGAUGCCUAUGUUUCUGGUAUGAGUCCAUCUUUCAGUAGGGAGGAGAUUCUGGCAUUGGUUUGGCAUUAUGA